CGUCAUCAUCCGCACACCAUCGCCAAAAUCAACGCAGCUUCCUCUCGCCAAGUCGAACCAUUCGUUAAGUAUUGUUUGUACUUCAGCGUAGUGACAAUGGCGAGGCGAUCCGCCCGGCUUCAGAAGCGGUCGCCCACUCCGGCCCUUGAGGGUAACUCCAACCUCGAGACCGCUCCAACUGGCCAAACGCCGCAGAAAAAAAAUCUGGCUUCAGUCUCCGAGCAUGUAGAAUUUGAUUCCGCGAUGAAGGCGCCGCCUAGGCCCGCCGUCCAGGACAAACGCGACGAGAAGCCCAAACCAGCGUCAAAGCUGCCACAGCCGUCCAAUACCGCGACCCCACACAAGAACACGGCAUCAACCUCUCUUCUGUCUGCUCUCUCGACCACUACGCCCAAGGAUCGGAUUGCAAACAAGCCGGCCUCGGAGUUGAUGCAUCCCGAACACUACCAUCCAAACACUGUGAAGGUCCUGGACAAGACGGGUCGGCUCGGUGUGCAGGUGCUUGGGUCGCAGACAGCACCGCCCAAGGCGACCGAAAGUGUUGUUCUAGGAGAUGCGACACCGUCUAAGACCCAGCUGCCGACCCCGACUCCCAGGAGGACGACAGUGGCUUCUUCGCCGGCGUUCAAGUUUAGCUUCAAAGCACCCAUUUCCGCCCUGAGCCCCACCGCCAGUCGUAUACUACAAGAAGGCGAGGAGAAGGAUGCUUUGUCUACUGGUCCUGGUCUGUUCGACGACAAGAUCUCCGCUGCUGUUGAUAUAUCGCCGCGCAAGAUGGCGAAGCCGAAGGGGAAGAAGUCCCGAUUCAGUGAUGCACACAUGGCCGAGUUCAAGAAGAUGGACUCUAUCGCUAAUCACCCAUCUGCUUUCCGGGCUGACCCGAAUCGCUUCAAACCAGCCAGCGCGUUCCUUAAGCGGACUCAAUCCAAGACUGAGCUUGAUAAGGAGAUGCCGACUGUGAAGGGCGGAAACAAGUUGAAGCGUACGCAGUCCAAGAUGGAUAUGACCGAGUCGAAGAUGGAUCCGCCUGCUCCGAAGCUGAUCGCAACCCCACUGAAGCACGCGCAGAAAGAGCCAGAGCCCUCAAAGAGCAAUCCCCCACGUUCACAAUCGACAGUGCGGCUGGUUCCAUCCUCGCGCGACGGCGGCCCUGGAACGUCAAGUUCGGAGGCCGCGCCCAAGCGGUUCAAGCGCAAGAAGGAGGAUGAUGCAGCGUCCACUCGUCCCCCGACACAGGAGGAGCAGGCACAGCCAGAAAAGGCAAAGACCCCAGCGCUUCCGCUUCAAUCUCACCGCCGUCUUCCUCGUCCAACUUCGAGGCUUAUGACGCCUACGAAGGCUUCUCUUAUGCGGUCGCAGAGCGCAAAGACCGUCAAGACUACGUCGAUGCUGCCGUCCCUGUUCCGCUCUCCGUCGGCAAAGACACUUCUUUCUCCCACUAACAUUGGCGAGACCGUGAAGGAGGGUGUGCGUGAAGGGCUGCGUAAGACGAGCGAUUCUUUGCACAAAAUGCGCUCUAUCCUGCGCACUCCAAGACCCAAGUUCUCUGACGAUCCCGCAAAGAUUGCUGCAGGAACUCACAUGUCUCCACCUCCCUUCCUUGGAUUUACGAAUGCUUUCCCACAUGGUGCCGCUACCACUCCUCGGAAGCAUGUCAACUUCACCAGCAGUACUCUGGAGAAAGCUGCCCGAGACGAGCUGGCCAACUCUCCGUCCCCGGUUAAGGUCCGGGCAAGCUCAGAGGCCUCGACUAGCACCGUUCCGUACCCCAAGUUGCACGACGAGGUGGACUACCCUGAACUUGCAAGUGAAGAAGAGACUAGCCCCACUCAGCCUGUCUCUCGCCGCUUGACCUUCGGCGACGCUACCGAGACGGCGUCCAUGCCUUUCUCGUUCCAGUCUGACACUACCAUCAAGUUCGAUGAUACCUCUAGCGGCACCAUCCGAAUGGUCAGGAAGAGCGACGCGUCAUCGCUUGCCGAAGGAAAGAAGCGCAAGAUUGAGACGUUCGAACAAGGUUCCGACAAGGAGAACGUGGAACCCACCGGAGAUGAGAUGCGUUCCGCAAAGAAACCCCGAACGGCCUCCGCUGAGCCUCCAAAGACACCUUCGAACGCAAGCAAACUGCCACGUCGCACCCCGAAUGCUCGUGGAUCUACUAUCAGCAAAUCCAGGCUUGCCUUCUUGGCCACCCCUAAGCGCUCCAAAGCUUAGUCUGCUUUACGAAGGAAGCUUCUCUUGAUGCACAUGACACAAUGACACGACCUUCUCACGAAAACGUUUUCCUAUGUUCCCAACUCACAUUCGGUAUCAUAUGAACCAGCUGAUGUUAGCUGGUCGCAAUCACACGGCGUCAAGGAGUGGGGUUGAGCAUUUGGGGACUCUGGAUGUCUACUCACGAUUCUUCUCUCCAUUGCCACUUCAAGGCUCAUUUUCCUUUUUCUUUUCUCUCUUGAUUCACUCCUCUCGUGUGUAUCUACGCAUCUUGCUGGACUGGUAAUGGUUGGCGGUUGGCGUUGGUCGGCCAGCGGUGAUGACGAGGAGUUUGCUGCGCAUUUGGCGGCGAUGAGAAGGACUGAUGAUUGAUUGCAUUAUGAACGGUUCUGUCGAAUGUGGUGCCACUGCUAUCCAA
Messenger RNA from Westerdykella ornata, 2632 nucleotides. RefSeq lists its product as uncharacterized. The record is from RefSeq and is a predicted model, not a curated record. The transcript has 2 exons. NCBI's taxonomy places the organism in Eukaryota, Fungi, Ascomycota, Dothideomycetes, Pleosporales, Sporormiaceae. Bases 97 to 2214 code for a protein of 705 amino acids.